AUGAAAAAAAUAACUUAAUCAUUAUUUUGGUUUUACUUUUGUUUAGAUUUAGUAGAAUCAAUUUAAUCUUAUGCAGAUGUGAAUCCUCUAAAUUUUAUAAAUGAAUAAUUCAAGCCAAGUACUUAAGAUGAAACAAAUUAAUCAAUAAAAGGAGCAAAUCAAUAUAUUACUAAAUAUACUUUAAAUGCAUUUACAUUGACAGAAUUGAUAAUAGAUUUGAGACAUUUAGAUAAGUAUUAUGAUGAUGAAGGAAUCUCUUAAUUUAAUUAUACUUAAGAUGAUUGGAAUAUAAAUAUAAAUUUAGAUGAUAAAACAAUAGGAUUGCCUGAAAUAUUUGAAUAAAGUGAUGUAGAAAAAGUAAGUGAUUUUAAAUUUAUAAUCUUUGCAUAUAAAACAAUAACAUUUUAGAUUCUAUUUCAGAUCAAUUCUUAAGAAUUUUAUGCUUAAAAAUAUCAAUUUAUGAACACUACCAAAAUUUAAAAUAUGGAACCAUAAACAGCUUUAGUAAAUACAAAUAGUAUUUUUGUAUUUAGAUUAUCAAAAACAGAUUAAAUAGCCUUACCUGCAAACAUUUUACCAUUAAAUUCAUUUGAUUACUAAGAUCAUAUUAUAUCCUAUUCAUCUAAUAAUUUUUUUAAAUAGAAUUCCUAUACAACCUAUUCACCAUAAUCAAAAUAUUGGGGAGAUAGAAAUAAUUUAGUCAUUCCUUAUAUACCCUUCUUUUCAAAUUGUUAAGGAUUUGGUUAAUAUAUUUAUUUUUACUAAUUGAUCUAACAUCUAAAUUGUACACUUUAUAAUGAGAAUGAAACAGAAGCAAUCAAUCCAUUUUAAUUUAGUAUGAGUCCUAGAAGUGAUGAAUGUAAUGAUUUAACAUUAUAUUGCAUAAUGGAUGAAAAAUAUAAUAUUAAUCCAAGAUUACCUAGAUGGUUUGAAUUAAAUGGAUAAGAAACAUUAUUUUUUAUAUAAGCAGAUCCAUUGGAUCCAAUAGAUUUCAACUCAAAUUAUGAAGUAUCUUCUAGUAAAGUUGUUGAAGUUCAAACAGUUAAUUCUAUUCCAAGUGGAAUGAUGCCAUUAGAAGUGAAUUUGGAUAUACAUUAUUAUUAAGUUACUAAAACUCAAAAGAGGAUAAUUACAGGAUCAGUAACAUUCACAAAUUUUUAUAAAUUGAGUGAAGAUUAAAAGGCUGGAAAGGCAGAAAUAACAUAUAAUCUAAUAUUCAAUUUUAUAUCUAUGACUUAAGGAUAAUUAGUUAAUAAUUUUGCACUUGAAUGGCCAGUUUAUUUCAUUUUGUACAUGAUAAUAGGAGCUAUAUUAACAAUGGAAGUAGCGAUUUUUCUAUUUUAUCAUUAUAUUACAAAUAGAAAGAGACCUAGACCUAAAAUUAAUCUAUUAAUUUAUAUUAGAAUAUUUUGGAUAAGUAGUUUAUAUGGUAUAUGUUUGGCAUUUGUUCCUGCUUUAACAGUUUAUAUUUUGAUAUCAAUAAUAAUGGCAGGAAAGAUAUGGAAUACUGAUUUAAGUUUAAGUUGUAAUAUGACACCAUAUUCUGAAUCUGAUGAUGGAUGUGCAGUAGUUUUUUUUGAUUUAUUCAAAAAUCAAUAGAAAUAUACAAGUGAUUAAUUUGGAUUACUUAGAAAUGCUAGAAGUGGAAUUGCAAUGAUAACAGUUGGAUUAUAUAUUGUUUAUUUCAUUAGUGGUAUUUAUAUUCCAGAAAUUGAUCCUGAAGAAGAUUAUAAUGGAAAUGUUAAGAAUGUAAGAUUAUGGAAACGUAGUCGUAUUUUAUAUUGUCUUGCCUUUAUUACAACCAUUAUACUAAUAAUGACUUAAUUUUCUUAUUCUGAUCUCUUUGCCAAAAAUGCCUAUAUGUUUCUAAUAUUUCUAAAAAUUAUAUAAAUGAUUUUAGAAUAUAUUUUAGAAGUUUAUUUUGACAACAAUUUAAUUUCAAGUCCCAUUGGUGUUAUUUUUAGUACUUAUAUUAAUGUGGCUACAAUGGGUAAUCCAACAUUUUAUGAUUUCUUGUUAUCAACUAUUGUAGAUAAAGGUAUAGAAAUGGUUGAAAGAGCUUAUGUAAUUAAGAUUUAGGAUAUUGUAACUGAAGAAUUAGAGUAAUAAUUUGAUAAAGUGUAUAAAAUGUUGAAAAGAUUAUUAGAUGAAGAAGAAGAAGAUUUUGAAUUGGAAGAUGAAAAAUUAGUGGAAAUGUAAAAAGUACUUAAAACUAAUGAAGAUGAUUCUGAUUCAGAUAUUGUAUUUUCAGAUGAUGGAAAAGAAAAUCUAGCUUCAGAUGAUGAAUCAUUUGUUAGUAAUAAGAUUUCAUCAAAUAAUCAUGAGAAUUCAUUUACUAAAGAUGAUUAUGAUGAAUUUGAAAAUAAAUUUAGAACUUUUUUACUUGAUUAACAUCAUAAAACAUUCUAAUAAUAUAAUGAAGAUUAAGGUACUCAUUAAGAAUUAGCAGUUGAUAAUGAAGAUCAAACAGAUUUAAUAGAUUAUUUCUCUAAUUUUGCUAAUGAUAUUAUUACUUUAGUAUUCAAUCCAUUUAUAACUACAAUUAUGUGGUUUUUUUAUGAUGAAUCUAAUUUAUUAGCUGAUUAUUAAAUUAAUAAGAGUGAAUUCAUAUAUUAUUUUUUAUGGACAAUUAUUUUAAUUCCAUUUCAAAUGAUGAUUGAUACUUUUGGUUACAAUCUAGUUGAAUAAUAUCAUGAAUUAGAUUUUCUAACUUAUAUAACUAACACAAGAGAAAGAUUCAGAAAUAGAAAUCUAUUUUGGAAAGCUAAUGAAUUUUAAAAUGAUUUAAAUUGUGAAACUUGUUUUCGUUCUCUUGAUUGUAAUAAUAUAAUCAUUUAUAAUAGAAUGGUGUUAUUCAUCUUAAUUUUAUUUUAUAACCACUUUAUAAGUUUGUGCUAUCUAAAUGAUCAUAUUUGGUUCUCACAUCAUCUAUGUCAAUUAAUAUAAUAUAUUUAAUGAUGAAGGUAUAUAUUAUUUAAUUAACAAAUAGCUCUCAUUUUUAUUAUAUUCUUUUGGGUUGUUGUAGCAUUCUUUUUACAUCAUCUAUUUAUUGAAAUAGGCAAAAGAUUAAAAAUCUGGGAUAUUUCCAGUAGAGUUUCACCUCAAGAUGAAUAAGUAAUGUCUUCAAUUGGUGAUAUUGAUAAAUUAUCAACUAGUCAAAUUCCUUCAGGACCUAAACUUCUUAUACCAAAUUGGAAUCAAGCUAUAGAGUUUAGAGAAUAAACUGAACGAUUAUCAGAAAUCAAUAAUAAUUUCUAAGAUUUUACAAAUGAUCAUUUCAAAAAGUUAUUUAUAACUUCUAAUAAAUAAUGGUUAGCAGAUAAUAUUUAAAUAAUGUAUCAAAUAUAUAUAUAUAUUUAUAGAUUAAGUCCAAAAACAUUAAAAUCAAAAAGAAAAAUUAUUUUAGAUAAAUUUAAUGCUAUUUAUGGUCCUUUAGAAAAAAAGAAUGAAGAAGAUCCUGUUGCUGGAUUUGAUAAUGCUUGGAAUUUUAGAUAAUUUACUAAAAAUUCAUCAAGAACAGAAAUGGCUCGCACUUCUCCACAAAAAUUCAAUAAAAGAAUUGAUAAUAUGAGUGAAGUAACAAAAACUAUUUUGAAAUAUUGGUUGUAUCGUUCUAGACAUAUGAAAACAGCAAUUAAAUAUAUAGGAGGAUUACUUGAAAAAAUAACUAAACCAUUUUGUGAAUAUUGUGGUUUGAAUUGGGGAUUAGGAGUAGAUACUGAAACUAGAAUUGAAGACAUCUAUUUAAGAUUCUUAAAAUAGAAAGGAUUGAAGGGUAUAUCAUUAAAUAUGGGAACUGAAAUCGAUGAUUGGUAGAAUUUCUUCCCAAAAUAAUGUAAAUUUAGAACCACUUGUUUCAUUUGCAAUGGUAUCUUAAGAUUUUUAUUAUUUUAGUAUUUAUGGUAGAAGAGAUGUAGAAAGAUAAAGUAAAAUCAUAAGGUGAAUAGAAAUUAGUAGUAUAGAAGAAAAAGAAUAAGUAUACGUUGAAGAAAGUAGCAAAUCUUAUUCUAAUCAUGAUAAAAUUCAUAGACAUAGCUUAGAAGUUAGCUUUUUAGAAUUAAUGAU
This is a messenger RNA of Paramecium pentaurelia, 4065 nucleotides long. The record is from the annotation of a GenBank genome assembly. Lineage: Eukaryota; Ciliophora; Oligohymenophorea; Peniculida; Parameciidae.